Frieseomelitta varia is the source of this 3936-nucleotide messenger RNA. It is a transcript of the gene Cow, whose product is annotated as proteoglycan Cow. Gene Ontology annotation, biological process: establishment of protein localization to extracellular region. The transcript is spliced from 9 exons. The record is from RefSeq and is a predicted model, not a curated record. Gene Ontology annotation, molecular function: calcium ion binding; protein binding. Lineage: Eukaryota; Metazoa; Arthropoda; Insecta; Hymenoptera; Apidae. The annotation marks the transcript as partial.
UCCCAGAAUAGUGAACUUUGUCGUCCACUGAACUGCAAGAAGAAGGACUUGUGUCUCCUGAAGGAUACUUUCACCGCCGUUUGUGUUUCCAAGAAGGAACUUGAAAAAUCCGGAGAUAUCGUGAUCCCGAAAUCCCGGGCGGUUCAGCAGAACCGACGAAUGAGAACAGAGACAUCGGAGGACGACGACGCUUUCUUCGAUUCCGAAGACGACGACGAGGAUCAGGACGAGUCCAAAUGUCAAGAAUGUCCUGUGGUGAAGCCGACGUUCCUUUGCGGAAAUGAUAAUCGCACGUACAGCUCGCCGUGCCGACUUGAAUACCACAACUGCAUCCACCACACGUCAGUUCGCAUCGCUUGCAAAGGAUUCUGCCCGUGCAAAGCGGCCGAUCUACGUGCGCACAACAAGAAGAUGCAGCUGCAGAGGCAGAAAGCACUCUCUGGCAAGCUGUCGCGAAACCGUGACAUCACGCUGACCCCUCAUGUCUUCAACUAUGACAAUCAUCAUUACCAAUAUCUCAAGUACACCAAGCGUGCCAAGGCACUAGCCGGAAGUAAAUACGACGACAAGCAUCUGAUGAGCAACGAGGUAAUGGAGAAGACACCGUCCCCGUUGAAAUCGACCUACAAUUCUCAAUCAUCGCGAAACUCUGAUUGCCCGCCGUCAUCCAAACCCGCAAUGGCGAAUCGUCUGUUGGAUUGGUUUUCCGUCGUGAUGGCUGACUCUAAACACCGUCGUCAACAUCCUAAACCGAAAGGUCACUUCCCCAUCGGUUGCCAGAGCGAGGUCAGGUGGAUGUUCGGACAUUUGGACAGCGACAACGACGGCAGGCUCUCUCUUUCCGAGUUGUACGGCCUGGAGCAUGAUCAGAACGAGCCGUGUCUGAAACCGUUCCUCGACGGCUGCGACACCGACGGAGACAUCUUCGUAAAUGGUCCCGAAUGGUGCGGAUGUUUCUCAAAGGCUGAACGUCCAUGCGCCGCUGUACGUAAGCGAUCAUCCCCUGACGUUGCACCUGCAUGCGAUUCCCGAGGGUAUUACCGAAGUACCCAGUGUCACCGUGGUUUGGGACUCUGCUGGUGUGUAGAUCCCCAUGGUGUUGAAUUCGCCGGAACUAGAACACGUGGCAGCAAGCCAGAUUGCGACACGAUCGUGAACAAGAUCAGCAGCGGAGGAUUAAAGACAAACAGCGUGGACCUGGACGACGACGAGGACGGCGGUACAGAUUCUGCUCAGGAUCUCGAGGGUUCCGCCGAUCAGCCGUUAGACUUCUAGACUCCUUAAUAUCAGCCAGUAACAGCAGCAAUGGGAGCAGCACCUUAACGUGAUAUCGAACAGCCGGACGACGGUGUUCCCUUUGUGAAGGGGAAUGAAGAACGCUUGUCCUGGUCGUCCGCUGGUUUCGAGUAUCGCCGUUGUGAUUGGAGGUGUCUUCAAAUGAGAGACAGGUCGGCGAAGGCACGCGUGAGCCUAAAACAAAGAAGUCAGAAAAGCAACGAAUAAGUACGAGGAUUGAUGAAGAUGUGACACGAGCAGCGGAUACACCCUCUGGCAUCGUGGUUGCACGAAUUCGGUUGCGUCCUCUUUAUCGAUUGGUCAUGAUCCUUAACCCGGGAAUGAUCAUUUUUCAACGAUUAAUUUCUCGUAACAGUUCGUUCAUUGAAUUUGUAGAUUGAAUUGAAACAUGGAUAUUUUAUACGAAGGUCUUUUAUACGAAAGUCUUUCUGUUUCUGGUUUUUCUUUUUCUUUUCCUUUCGUUGUUUCACGUUGGUGAUUAACGUAUGUAAAUUGAUCUGUUCGAGAACACAAGUGCCAAACGGGUUAAGAAGCUGCUGAAUCAGAGAAAUCGUAAGAAGCUUGUACAGUGCAAUAACUAAGGGGCUACAUCGUGCAAUGGCAAUCUCGUGUGAUGCUCUAUUUCGAUCAAAGACCACGACAGGGGACGCGACGAAAGGAUCUAACCAAUGAUCCUUGAUCAGAUACGUUGUACCCUGUGUACCCAUCGAGGUACCUCCAUGCACAACUCGUCUAUAAAUAAUAUAAUUAUAUACUAUUUAUGCAUAUACAAACUAGAGGAUUCGCGAGAAAGAGAGAGAGAAAGAGAGAAAGAAAGAGAGAGAAAGUAAAAGAAACAAGAAAGGAAAAAGCAGAAAGAAACAAAAAGAAAGAAGCUCAUUCUUCAUCGGGUAAAAUUCACAUGUCCACUCCACGACGUAUAGAGAUUAUGAUACCUUUAACAAGAAGAAAUACAAAAACAAAAAAGAAAAAAAAGGAAAAAGAAUGCUCUAUGUAAUUAUGAUUUCUAACCGCGCUAGAUUAACGAUAUCUCGAUUUAUAAUGUCUAAGCAUAAUAUAUAUAUAUAAAAAUAUAAUUAUAUAUAUAUAAUACUGUCUAUGACUUACGAUAAUACAGCGGACGAAGACAAGCUGGCUGAGAGAGAAAACCUGGCUGAUCGUCAGCAAAUGUAAAAGAUGCGUCUAACACACUCUUAGAAAGAUGCACAUGCUUGAAGAUGUAGGAUACUAAACAGAAAAAGUAUUUGCAUAAACCGAGUCACGAGUUAUAGAUUUAAUUGAGCUCUCUCUUAAUAACGCACCUUCGCUGAUUCUUAACACAGAAAAAGAAAGCUAAUAUAAAUUUCCGUGCUUAUUUAUUUUUUUCACGCUAACGAUUAGUCCUCUUUCAUCACUUUUGUCUUUAUCUUUUUUAAUUUUCUUUUCUCUCGUAGCCAUCUUGCGUUGCGAGGUUUAAUGUAAGAUAUACUGCAUAAAAAAAGAAUGACCUAUUUCAUACUCGCUAACUACUGAAUCGUAGUUCAAUCACGACGAGAAAUUUUUUUUAAUCAUUAUUUUCAUGGAUUGUAAUUAAUAUUUGACCUUUUCUUGUAUCAAUAAACACAUGUAAUUGAUUUCCACCGCUAAGAACUAUUUCUUCUUUAUCUGUAGUAAUUUUAUAUAAUUUAUAAUACAACAACCAAGGAUGAAGAACAUUUUUAUAAUGUUCAACGAACAUGUCGUGAUUCGUCUGCGUUUAUUGUAAUUAUAAGCAUUUUUACUUGACUUUUACUUAACGAGUGUGUGGUACACCGUAGGUACUAGAGUAUAACAUGUAAUCCGUAGAAAAACUGAUCGGUGUGACUAUGUGAAUAUGCCCUAGUAUUAGAAGGCAAUUUACGUAGGAAUAGCCAGUGCAAAUUAUACCUAUCUCUCAUCUAGAACAAACAUGGAGAUUAAUUUUCAAAUACAUUUUAUUUCACUGUACUCGUUGAAAUUCAAAUCAUUUAGCUGUCUGAUAUAUUAUUGAUUAGAGUUACAUGUACUCUGAAUUUCAGUACUUACAUUUUUAUCAAAUAUCUGUAUUUUUUUUCCCAAACAAUCAAUGGUAUAUCGAGUAGAUAACAUCAUUACAAUGUACACUAAAAAUAAAUUGUAUGUUUUACCAUUCUACGUAAACUGACAGAGAAUAAAGUUUUUGCAUUUUAACAACUAACGUAAUAGGUGCCGCAUCACUUUGAAACAUUUAAAGUAACAUAAAAUAAGAAUUCGUAGAAACUCUCCGUGCCAUUAAACAUUUGGUGUACGGGAACCUCGUCCGCGAUGAAUUAAUCAAUUAACGUGUAUACUCUUUGCUAUGUUGAGCGCAAUUUAUAUUCCGCCUGAAUUAUUAUUAUACCGUCGACCUAGAUUAACAAGCAUAUUAACUUCAAGCAAACAUACAUAGUUUUACCAAAAGUCUUGCAUAUUGUAUAUACAUAAUUAUAUACAAUGAAAAAUCAUCGUCUAUGAUCUUCGUACCGUGAUGAUUUUGUAAGGUAUGCACCUGGUCAAAGCGUAAAGAAUUUUUACUUCAUUCCAGAGCUACUAUUAAUAUUUCACCAAAUUGGUAUUGUACAUGUGGCUGUAAGAAUUCUUUAUGAAUAAAGAUUGUUGUAGAAA